UUCCUUGUCUAGAACAAACUUACAAUGCUGGACAUUGCUGCCAACAGAAUCAAAAAGAUUGAGAAUAUCAGCCACCUCACAGAGCUGCAGGAGUUCUGGAUGAAUGAUAAUCUCGUCGAGAGCUGGAGUGACCUGGAUGAGCUGAAAGGAGCCAAGAACUUGGAAACUGUUUAUCUGGAGCGAAACCCCUUGCAGAAGGAUCCCCAGUACCGGCGUAAAAUCAUGUUGGCCCUCCCGUCUGUUCGGCAGAUUGAUGCCACGUUUGUUCGAUUCUGAACCUCCUGCUGCCCUUCUCCUCUCCUGCCCUCCUUGCAGAAGUGUCCCAGCUGGGUUUUUUAUCCACUUACCACUCCCUAGGUCUUCAGUACACUGACGCUCGCAAAACAAAUGGUCAAUAAAAAGCACUGAAUCCAAGAUCUUGUGUACAAUGCACUCGUUGUUUUUGAAAUGUUAUUAUUAUUAAAUCUUAA
Molecule: messenger RNA, 470 nt
Organism: Tinamus guttatus (white-throated tinamou)
Lineage: Eukaryota; Metazoa; Chordata; Aves; Tinamiformes; Tinamidae
Source: RefSeq, a predicted model, not a curated record